Magallana angulata is the source of this 1050-nucleotide messenger RNA. RefSeq names its product actin-like. Lineage: Eukaryota; Metazoa; Mollusca; Bivalvia; Ostreida; Ostreidae. The record is from RefSeq and is a predicted model, not a curated record. Bases 16 to 1014 code for a protein of 332 amino acids. The transcript has 2 exons.
UGAGAGUAAUUCAAAAUGGGAGAAGAUGUAGCAGCUUUAGUUAUUGACAAUGGAUCCGGAAUGUGCAAGGCCGGAUUUGCAGGAGACGAUGCUCCCAGAGUUGUGUUUUCACCUAAUUUUGAACGACCUAAGCAUCAGGUGGACAUAUAUAGUUUCUUCAGAGAACUUCGUGUGGCUCCAGAAGAACACCCCGUCCUCCUGACCGAGGCCCCAAUCAACCCUAUGACCAACAGAGAGAAGAUGACACAGAUCAUGUUCGAGACCUUCAACUCUCCCGCCAUGUACGUCGCCAUCCAGGCCGUACUGUCCCUGUACGCUUCCGGUCGUACAACCGGUAUCGUACUCGACUCCGGAGAUGGUGUGUCUCACACAGUCCCCAUCUACGAGGGUUACGCCCUUCCCCACGCCAUCAUGAGAUUGGAUCUCGCUGGACGUGAUCUGACCGAUUACCUCAUGAAAAUCCUCACAGAACGUGGUUACUCUUUCACCACCACAGCUGAGAGACAAAUCGUCAGAGACAUUAAGGAGAAACUGUGCUAUGUUGCUCUGGAUUUUGAACAAGAGAUGGCCACUGCUGCUUCAUCCUCAUCUCUAGAGAAGAGCUAUAAACUUCCCGACGGUCAGGUCAUCACCAUUGGCAACGAGCGAUUCAGGUGCCCAGAGGCCAUGUUCCAGCCAUCCUUCCUUGGAAUGAAAUCAUCUGGUAUCCAUGAAACAGCAUACAACAGUAUCAUGAAAUGUGAUGUCGAUAUCCGUAAAGACUUGUACGCUAACAGCUUACUAUCUGGUGGCAACACCAUGUACCCUGGUUUAGCUGACCGUAUGCAGAUAGAACUUGCAUCUCUUGCACCACAGACAACAAAAAUCAAGGUUAUUGCCCCACACGAGAGGAAGUACUCCUCCUGGCUCGGUGGGUCCAUCCUUGCUUCUCUCUCCACCUUCCAACAGAUGUGGAUCAGCAAACAAGAGUACGACGAAUCCGGCCCAUCCAUUGUCCACAGGAAAUGUUUUUAAAUAUAUAUUUUUUGGAAAACGAAACGACUUUCUCAU